GUGACUGCUAUGGAUACAUACUUUUCAAAUUCAACCGGUAUUGCUAAUGAAAAAUUCACUAUGCUUUCGGACGACAAUGCAGAGCCGCUUGUCGAGAAAAAAUGGGAGUCAUCGGAAAGUAAUUCACUCGUUACUUCCAUAAAUAAUCGAAAUACUUUGGAUUCGAAGAAAUCGUCACCGGAUGAUGAUGAUGACUUUUAUGACCCACAAAAUAUCGUCAUCUCAACUGAGUUAGCCCCAAACAAUAAAGUCAACACGACUUGUGAUCUCAAGGAUAAAUUUGUCCGUGAUAAGAAUAAUUCAGUCGUUAAAGUUGAUGUUCCCGAUAAUUUCGUGUCUCCUCGAGCAAAUCCGCCAUCGACCGAUCAAACAACUUUUAUUGCAGAUUUAAAUUCUGAUAUUGACAAGUCUUCAUUAAAUAAAUUAAAUUCGCCAUAUUUCAGCAAAAUUUAUUCAUCUGUCAGCAAUGAUCGUCUUACUCCGCCGGAUGAUGAGGAGAUAUGUUCAAGAUACGCCUUCGCUUCUUCGGAUCAUAUUAGUGACAAACAAGCAAUUCAUUCUUCUGUUGCGUCAGUCGAUGCUGGUGUUAAUUUGGACACUAUUACGCCACCGAUUAGCCCUAAAAAUAUGCUGUUGAAUUUGAGACAAAGGACACCAAUCUAUAAAUGCGGAACUCUAAAUGAUGACACCUUAAGUAUUCUCGCAAAUCAUUAUCUUCCUCUUGAAGAUAAACAUAAUAAAACGGAGUCAUUAGUUGUUGCUCAAGAAAGUGCUGGUGUUCUCUAUUUCCAACCGUAUCCUAGCGAAGAUGACAUGAAGAAUUCAUUUGAUAGGUUUGGAAAAGGAUUGCCAAAAUUAGUGGCCGAAUCAACCAAGAAAUUAUCUAUUUUUUCGACUCCAUCGAAAUUCGGCAACUCGUGGGGAGGAAUUCCUUCUCGAUGGUUGUACAUAUCUAACUUACCUAAAGAUAUAGAGAUUUGUACGCUGAAAGAAAUUAUCCAGCCACAAGGAGAAGUGCACAAUAUCCUUUCUAAAUUUCUGCGCACCCAUGGGUAUGUUUACGCUGUCUUCUUUGACAUACGUGUCGCUAUUAAAGCUCGAAAAAAGCUUCGUACACAAGUAAUUAAAGGAAGAUAUUUGAAUGUCGAGUUUUGCUCUCGUCCAUUCGUGGAAAAUUCACCCAGAUCAGAGGAUUUUAGACCUGGAAAAUUGGAUAAUGAAGCCUCCCUUAUAAUCAGUAUACUUGGAAAAAGACUCCCCGAGGCUGUAAUAAUGAAUGAAAUGGAAAUUUAUGGAGAAAUCCGCUCAUUAACACCAAUCAAGUCGAAAACUUGUCAAAAAUUUAUGAUUGAAUACUUCGAUACACGUGACGCCCUCGAUGCAAAGGAGAUUAUGGACUGCAGAAAAAUUAGGAAAGCGACUAUCAAAAUUGAUUAUUACAAUUAUGAUUCGUGUUCUUGGGAAAGGGUAUUCAAUAUCUUGCGUCAGAAUAGAGAAGAACAGUCGCUCCAAGUUGAUAAUUUUCAAUUUGAAAGUAGCGCUGAUUGCGAAUCCUUGGCUAAUGGAAAACAAAUUUCAAGCAUGUCAAGUUUGACUAGACCAAAUGGAAUUGAUGCGAUUAAUACAGUUGAUGAAGGUUUCAAAAAGAGUGGAAAGAGGCAAAUGGGGCCCAAUAAUAGCACGAUUGUCGUGUCUGGUGAGAAGACAAUUCCUGAUAAGAACACGCUUGAUCUGGAAAGAAUCGCAAGUGGUGAGGAUCAACGCACCACUUUCAUGAUAAGAAACAUUCCGAAUAAGUAUACCCAGCGGAUGUUGCUUGAGACUCUUGACGAGACUCAUAAGAACCAAUAUGACUUUUUCUAUUUGCGGAUGGACUUUAAAAACCGAUGCAAUGUCGGUUAUGCAUUCAUUAAUUUUGUGAAUGCAUGCGCUGUCUUGUCCUUCGCAAAAACUCGGGUUGGAAAGCGGUGGAGUAAGUUCAACUCCGAGAAAGUAUGUGAACUUGCCUACGCCAAUAUUCAAGGCAAGAAAGCUUUGGUCGAAAAAUUUCGGAACAGCAGUGUCAUGGAUGAGCUGCCUGAAUACCGCCCAAAAAUUUUCUUCUCUUCUGGUGCGUUGCGCGGACAGGAACAACCGUUUCCUGAGCCAAACAACCAUCAAAAGAAAAUGAAGUCUUUGGCUGCUCGUGCUGGCAUUACCAGCUCUCCGAAUAGUACUGCUUGA
Molecule: messenger RNA, 2223 nt
Organism: Ambispora leptoticha
Lineage: Eukaryota; Fungi; Glomeromycota; Glomeromycetes; Archaeosporales; Ambisporaceae
Source: the annotation of a GenBank genome assembly